AAUUAUAAGCCUAUGUAACUCCACACUCUUCUUUAUAUCUACCUUAAUUUCUUCACAAAAUUUUAUCAAUAGACAGAAUGAUUGAAUCAUCAACAUCAUCAUCUCCUUCAGAGAUCCCCAAAUCUGUGGCAGAAUUAGACCAAAAUACACCACCCCCAAACCAUGAGGAAGAAACCAAUAUGAAACCUAAAAGCCCCAUUCCAAACAAAUCCGGCGCGCCCGACCGGAUUAUCGUUCCAAAGGCAUUCAAGUAUCCGGAAAGGUACACUAGUCCAACUGAUAAAAUGAUGUCGCCGGUUAGUCGAGGAAUUCUUGCGAGGAAUCGGAAGGGCCGGAGGCCCCUCCCGCCCUCGGCGGCUGCUAAUCAGUUAAGCUUCAGCUUGAAGAGUUGAAUCUGAUUUUUACCCGAAUUGAGAAACUACAUCGAAAGUUUAGAAUUUUGUAGCGUGCGUGUAUUUGUUUCAUGUUUGUAUUGGGGUAUUUGAUGGAUGAUCUUAUUCUGCUGUAUUCAAGAAAGAGAUGAUGAUGAA
This is a messenger RNA of Andrographis paniculata, 530 nucleotides long. RefSeq lists its product as uncharacterized. NCBI's taxonomy places the organism in Eukaryota, Viridiplantae, Streptophyta, Magnoliopsida, Lamiales, Acanthaceae. The transcript is spliced from 3 exons. The coding region runs from base 78 to 392 and encodes 104 amino acids. The record is from RefSeq and is a predicted model, not a curated record.